Dromiciops gliroides (monito del monte) is the source of this 7718-nucleotide messenger RNA. RefSeq names its product ALG9 alpha-1,2-mannosyltransferase (gene ALG9). NCBI's taxonomy places the organism in Eukaryota, Metazoa, Chordata, Mammalia, Microbiotheria, Microbiotheriidae. The transcript has 15 exons. Gene Ontology annotation, molecular function: alpha-1,2-mannosyltransferase activity. Bases 1 to 1839 code for a protein of 612 amino acids. Gene Ontology annotation, cellular component: endoplasmic reticulum membrane. Gene Ontology annotation, biological process: protein N-linked glycosylation. The record is from RefSeq and is a predicted model, not a curated record.
AUGGCGGCUCGGGGGGCCAGGCAGCGGCUCAAGGGAAGCGGCGGCGGCGGUGGCAGUGGCGGUGGAGACCCAGCCAAACUACGAGAGGAGCCCCCCGGCCGAGAAGCGACAACUGCCUCGGAUCAGCGGGCUGAGCCAUCCGGGAGUAAAGCAGGACAAGUCUGGGCACCUGAAGGGUCCACUGCUUUUAAGUGCUUGAUCUCAGCUCGGUUCUGUGCUGCUCUCCUGAGUAAUAUUUCUGACUGUGAUGAAACAUUCAACUACUGGGAACCAAUGCACUACCUCGUUUAUGGGAAUGGGUUCCAGACGUGGGAAUAUUCCCCAGCUUAUGCAAUCCGAUCCUAUGCUUACCUGUGGCUUCAUGCCUUGCCAGCUGCAUUCCAUGCAAAAGUUCUACAAACUAACAAGGUUCUCGUGUUUUACUUUUUGCGAUGUAUCCUGGCUUUUGUGAGCUCUGUUUGUGAACUUUACUUUUAUAAGGCUGUGUGCAAGAAGUUUGGCCUCCACGUGAGUCGAUUGAUGCUGGCAUUUUUAGUCCUCAGCACUGGGAUGUUUUGCUCAUCAGCAGCUUUCCUGCCUAGCAGCUUCUGCAUGUACACAACCGUGAUAGCUAUGACCGGCUGGUUCAUGGAUAAGACUUCCAUUGCUGUGCUGGCAGUAGCCGCUGGGGCUAUCCUUGGCUGGCCAUUUAGUGCCGCUCUUGGGUUACCUAUUGCCUUUGAUUUGCUGGUCAUGAAACGAAGGUGGAAGAGUUUUCUUCAUUGGUCACUAAUGGCCAUAAUCCUCUUUCUGGUGCCUACAGUGGUCAUUGAUAGCUACUACUAUGGGAAGUUGGUGGUCGCACCUCUCAACAUUGUUUUGUAUAAUGUUUUUACACCCCACGGACCUGAUCUUUAUGGCACAGAACCCUGGUAUUUUUAUUUAAUUAACGGGUUUCUGAAUUUCAAUGUGGCCUUUGUAUUGGCUCUCCUGGUCUUACCACUGACUUCCCUCAUGGAGACCCUGUUGCAGAGAUUUCAUGUUCAGAAUUUAGGCCGUCCCUAUUGGCUUACCUUGUCUCCAAUGUACAUUUGGAUCAUUAUCUUCUUUGCUCAGCCUCACAAAGAGGAGAGAUUUCUGUUCCCCAUAUACCCUCUUAUUUGCCUUUGUGCUGCUGUGGCUCUUUCUGCACUUCAGAAAUGUUAUCACUUUGUGUUUCAACGCUACCGCCUAGAACAUUACACGGUUUCUUCUAAUUGGUUGGCUUUAGGGACCGUGUUCCUCUUUGGGCUGCUAUCCCUUUCUCGGUCUGUGGCACUAUUCAGAGGGUAUCAUGGACCCCUUGAUUUGUAUCCUGAAUUCCACAGAAUUGCUACUGAUCCCACUAUCCACACAGUCCCAGAGGGGAGGCCGGUGAAUGUCUGUGUGGGCAAAGAGUGGUACCGAUAUCCCAGCAGCUUUCUGCUACCUGAGAACUGGCAACUCCAAUUCAUUCCAUCAGAGUUCAGGGGCCAGUUGCCGAAACCUUUUGCCCAGGGACCAAUGGCCACACGGAUUGUUCCCACUGACAUGAAUGACCAGAACCAAGAAGAAACAUCCAGAUAUGUUGACAUCAGCAAAUGCCAUUAUUUGGUGGAUUUAGAUACAGUAUCAGAAACACCUCGGGAGCCAAGGUAUUCAUCCAACAGAGAAGAGUGGAUCAUCCUUGCUUACAAACCAUUCCUUGAUACUUCUAGAUCUUCAAAACUACUGCGAGCAUUCUAUGUUCCUUUCCUGUCAGAAAAGCAUACAGUGUAUGUAAAUUACACCAUCCUCAAACCCCGGAAAGGAAAGCAAGCCAGGAAGAAGACUGGUGGUUAGCAGCACACUUGUGGUCCCAAAGAACCAGCCAUUACUGCUAACUAGUGGCUCCACGGGCAUCAUUUCCUCCAAUCAUCACUUGUAACAUUCAUAAUAAAGAUUUUCCAACAAGAAUACUGGAAUCCAGGUGCCUCGGGCUAUUCAAAGUUAAUUCCAUUCUUUCAGUUCUUGCCUGUAUCUCUGCUCUGCUUCUAGAGUUGUGUGAACUAGAGCAACAUGGGUUAUGGCAGUGGAAGACUUAUAUGAUACCUGUAAGUGUAUUUUCUUCUGUUGAGUUAUUUAUGAGACUGAAAAAAGAACAGAGCUAUCAGGAAGAUUUGAAAAGCUGUGGACUGGUUGGCUCUAUUCAUCUGUUCUCUUCUACUCUAGCUGAGCACCAGAGAAAUACUCAGCAACUCUGGGGCUUCUCCACCCAUUGCUGCUUGGCAUCUCCCAGCACUCUUCCUCCUGCUUAUUCUCAGCAGGGGAAUUGGAACAACCAAACACCUAUCCAUAUGUCUUUGUUCCCCCCAGCAAAACCAUACUUCUGUUAAGUACUUCACUAGACCAGGAUGUCCGUCCUGGAGAUGUAGCUCAGGAAGGAGACAAACUUUUUUGGAACUAUGAUAUAAUUUUUGUUCUUUUGUAAUUACCUAUAAUUUCCAUUUUUUCAUUUCCCUUUUAAAGUGUGAAUUCAUGGAGUUUCUAUAAGUUGAAGCAGUGUACAUUCCCUUGAAUGCUAAGUGAAUAGGGAAUAUUUGGGGAAAAGUGCCUGCUCUUCAUUUUCUGUAUAUUAUCGGGGGUUUUUUUUGUUGUUGUUGUUGGUUUUUUUAGUGAAGCAAUUGGGGUUAAGUGACUUGCCCAGGGUCACACAGCUAGUAAGUGUUAAGUGUCUGAGGCCGGAUUUGAACUCAGGUACUCCUGACUCCAGGGCCGGUGCUCUAGCCACUGCGCCAUCUAGCUGCCCCAUAUUAUCGUUUUAAGAAAUGUAUUUUGUAGAAUCCAUAACAGAUUCUGGAAGAAGUGAUUGAGAGACAGAGUUUCCGACAGACUCUGAGAGAAAGAAAAAGCAUCUAACUCUGAAAAGAGCAGGGUGGGGAGGAAGGGGAAGAGUGUGAAGCAAGAAGCUGAGGUGAGAGCUGAGUCUUCAGAGCAUUUCUAGCAAUUCCAUUGGGAAGCAAAUCCAUUCAGGGUGCUUUGGUGGUGGAGCAAGGAUGGUGCCUGUAUAUGGCACUCAGAGAAGCAGAGCCAGAAAACUGGAGAGAGCCAGAAAGAUCUAGAUAGGAGUGGGUUCAGAUGAAUAUUAGAACUUUCCAUUUUAAGGAGGUGAUUUUAUUUGGGUGUGAGUUUGGGUGGGGCCGCGCAUGACUCAGAUUGCUGGGCCAAAGCUGUUCCUUCCAGGCUAUAUUCAUGGUGUGUGGGAGUGUCUGUUUUGGUAUUGUUUGGGCUGCUCCCUCACUAGCCAUGGGCUCCCCUGUCUCAGGAGAACAAAGAGGACAUUAUUGAGUCAAAUUCCUCUACUGGGGCCCACAAGGGUCAGUGUCAGGACCUAAACAUUUAGGUUUAAAUAAGGUGCCAAAAAAUCUUUACAAAUGAUAGUUUCCAGUAUCUGCAAUUGAGGUAAAUUAAUUUUCUGAAAUUUCUAGAACUAGAAUGACUUCUCAGCAGGACCAAACUUAGGAGAGGAAAAGAGAGCUGAGAGAAGGAACAGUUGGUUGCUUACUUCAGAGACUAUCUGAGACGGAGCAGAAGCAUUAAGAAACAAUAGGUCUCCUUCCUUCUCCCAUUUCCCCAUCAUAGACCAACUCCAUCCGUGUGGAAGUUCUUUUUUAGGUUUAACCUUAAUUGCAUUUGUUUCAAAUCCUCCUCAGUGAAGAAGGCAAUGAGGCAGAUAGAUGCCUCAUGCUCCAAGGAAAUACAUUGCUUGGAGGACUUAGUCCUUCUCUAUACAGAGCCCUGUGCCCAAUACAAUGAAAGGAGUAAACAGAAUAUAGUUGAAAGAGCAUUCAUUUUAUUUAGAGUUAAAAGAUCAGAGUGCAAGUCCUGUCUCUGACACCAACUAGCCAAGUGACCUGGGACAAGUAACUUCUUUCUAAGCCUCAGUUUCUUCCUCUGUCAAGUGAGAGGGGUUGGAAUGUAGAGCAGGGGUUCUUAACCUUCUUUGUGCCAUGGACCUCUUGGGCAGCCUGGUGAAACCAAUGUAAAGCUUCUCAGAAUCAUUUUUGUUAAUGCAUAAAACACAUUAAAUAAGUUUAUAAAAGAAAAAAAAGAAUAGGUCUAGCUAGAAGAAUAGAUAAGACUUACAAGUGACAUGGAAGGAGUUGAGUGUAGGUUCCCUUGAGGUGCUUCUGUGGCUCCUAACUUUAAAUUUCUUUGGCUAUGCUGGCACCAUACCGGCCUGGCCAAGAGGUGAAAGCAUCAGGACCUUAAGGUAAGGCCUCUGCCUUCUUCCAACAUUACUGAAAAGGUUAAAGGAUUGGCUACUGAUGGAUGCCACUUAGGGAGAUGCAGUGUAGACCUUGCAACACUUACAUGUGUUACAUGUGUAGACAUUUGCUAGUUAAGUUAAGCAGUUCAGAUUGAGGAAUUAAAUUGAAAAAAACACAACCAUAAUAUAUUGAUGUUUCAUCUGGGCCAGGAGAUAACCCUCAGUUCUCAAAGGUCAUGCUCACAUGGCCAAGUUCCUGCAGGAACUCCUAGCUAAGAAAGUGUGGUUCUAGCAGCAGACUACUCUCAUCAUCUGAAAACCAGCAUAGCUAAAUUGGGGGAAGCUUAUCAGAGGGUUGGUCACAAGGGGGUGGAUUUUUGAGGGCCAUAUUAAUUUAUACCGAUGAUUGAUGGAGGUAUAGAGUGGUUUUAGUCUGCUUGAAGAAGUAUAAAAUGCAAAAAGCCUAAUCUAAGAUAUAUACAUCAGAAACAUCAGGCCCUUCCUUUUGAUACUUGUUCAUUUUUCUCUGUAGUAGAUCUAUUAAUAUAAUCAAACCAACAAAUAUCCAUUGAGUACCUGGUGUGUGCAAAGUAUAGUGCUAGAGGUACCUGAUAUAAGGAGAUAAGUUUAAAACAGUUAUUGGCUUCAGGAAGCUUGUAAUCUAAUUGGGCUACAAGGCACAGAUAAAUGAAAGACAUCCAUGUCUUUGUAACAGGUUUGUAGGGAAGAAGGGAGAAGUGUGACAGGAACCAGGGUGAGUAGCAUUCCUCAGACAGAGAACCAAUGUGCAGCAGAAUCUUAGCUACUUUUCUGGGUGGCUGAUCCAUUCACGGUGAUGACAAAAAAAAAAAUUGUUUCUGUAGAUUGGGUAUUUUUUGGGGGGUAUUAUUAUUGCAUUGGAGAAGAUUGUUGGGCAUAAUUGAAGAGAAGGCUUUUGAUUGUUUUAUAUUUUUGGAUUGAGGACUGAUAGAUAUGAGGACCUGUUUCUGAUGGAAUAAUUAAUUGUUCUUUGCACAAAAGCCCUCUAACAGCCUAAUUUUAAUUUCUGACUUUGUGGCUUAGAGCAACAUUGUCGCACCUAUAUUCAAUGUCUAUUUUAUAUCUGGUAGAUUUAAUCUGAUAUGAAAGCAUUCACAUAAUUUAAUUUAUAAGUUUUAUUGAUGGCUUUUGUUUUUACCACACCAUUUUCAUAUAUGCUCCUCUACUCUCCCAUUCCCUACUUUGUUCUUUGAAACAAAAGAAAGAGUUCAUCAAAACCAACCGAGACCAUGUUUGACAGUGUAUGCAUAUACCCAUAAUUAUACCCAUAAUUCUCCACCUCUCCAAAGAAAAGUUUGAGAUGUAUCUCCUUAUCUUUUCUCCAGGGCUAAGACUGAUCAUUACAAUUACACUGUCCCUGUGGCUUCUUCCUCUAAUUGAAUGAUUCCUCCUAGAACUUCCAUUUUAAGAAAAGUGCCCAGGCCAAGAAUGUCUUUCUUCCUUUUCAGGUUCUACUUCAGAAUCCAUACUUCAAUGUUACUAGCUUCUUGCUACCUUUCCUCCCCACUCUUUCAACCUCCUUUUAUGUGUUGUCUUCUUCCUUCGGAAUGUAAACUCUCUGAGAGCAGGGACUGUCUUUCUUUUUGCAUGUACUGGUAUUCUCAGAACUUAGCAUGGUGCCUGGCACAUAGUAAGUGCUUAAUAAGUUAUUGUUGAUUUGGCUUGACAUUAGCAUCCAGUUUUAUUUUAAUGUUCUUUUAUUUAUAUUAUUAUGGUAAUAUAAACUGCUUUUCUGGUUCAGCUUAUUUUGCCUUCCAUCAAUUCUUACAAAUAUUUCUGUGCUUCUCUGAAUUCCUCAUAUCUGUCAUGUCUUAUGGUGCAAUAACAUUCUGUUAUACUGAUAUAUUACAUGAUUGUUCAGCCAUUCCCCACUGAUGGGCAUUGAAUUUGUUUUCAGUUUUCACAGCUACAAAAAAUCUGCUAUGAAUAUUUUGGCAUAUAUGAGACCACUCAAUUCUGCCUUUAUUUUCCUCGGGAUAUCUGCCCAGGAGUGAGAUCUCUGGGUCAUUUUUAUCAAAUAAUUCCAAAUUGUUUUCCAGCAUGGAUGGACCAGUUUUACAGUUCUAGCAAUUGUGUAUAAGGGUGCCUGUCUUUCCAGAGCCCCUUCCAUAAUGGACAUUUCCAUCCUUUAUCAUCAUCUUUGCCAGAUUGCUAGGUGUAAGGUAAAACUUCAAAGUUGUUUUAAUUUUCAUUUUCUUAGUAAUUUGGAACAUGGUUGUUGUUAGCAUGGAUUUAUACUUUUGAAAUCUGUUCAUGUCCUCUAAACAUUAGUAAGAGAGAUCAUUUUAACCUUUUGGAAUAUUCAUAGCUAAUGAAUAUUCCCACCAUACCCGUGCUUAACUGAACACCAAACUAAGAAGCAAACUGUUUCAUUUUAAGCCAAGGUGGUAUCUCGUGAAUUUAUCUGGGUCAUUUUUCCUAGACUUGGGGAAAGGAUAAGUCUUUGAGUUCUACACAAUCCUCAUAACUAUAAACUCUUUAUACUUGAAGAAAUGUUAAAGAUGAUCUAUCCCAAGACUCAUUUAAUAGCAGAGAAAAGUAAAACCAAAUGAGGGUCGAAGUGACUUGACAAAGUCCCACACCUCAGCAGAGCUCAGAUUAGAGCCCAAAGCUUUAGCUAUCCAGACUAGUACUCUUUCCAUUAUAUUAUACUGCUCCUAGGGAUGCAAAGUAAAGCAUCUUUUUUUUUUUUUAAGUGAGGCAAUUGGGGUUAAGUGACUUGCCCAGGGUCACACAGCUAGUAAGUGUUAAGUGUCUGAGGCCGGAAAAAGUAAAGCAUCUUGAAAACUAGCACAAUUCUGGAGGGGUGGAAGGGCUGGUCAUUGGUGAGGAAUAUGGGGAGACAGGUGGUGCUCAGCUAUGCAUUUAAUGUGAGUAUAGUGAAGGUGAGGAUUUGUAUGGGGCCUAAAGUAUUCAGGUUGGUAUUAGGCAACUGCAAUUCUCACAUCAUAUUCUCAUAAUCAUAGUUUGGGUUUUUUUUUUCCCAGCACAGGGGAGACAGAGUUUAAUCUGACAGUCCCUCCAUUGACACAUUAAAAUUCUAUGUAUUGCUGUAUUCUUAUGCUCUUCCACUAAAUGUCUUGAGUAAAUGGAUUUAAUGUUAUUUGGUGGAUUCAAAUAGACAUGUGUCUAGCUUUAAUCUUUUGUAAUAGACAGGCAUCUUCUGUACAGUAUCAUUGGAUUUUAGAGGCCCUCUGGUAUGUCAUUGAAUCUAAACAAGUUCUGGCUUUAAUCUUCCCAAUGUUUUAAACUGUGUGAUUCAUAUUGCAAAUGAAAUCAGGAAACAAGAGGAAUAGCGUGGAAGCAAGGACAUUGUCCAGUGCUGCCCUCUCCCUGGUCCUGGUUGUUUUGUUGUUUCAUGUAUCACUGUUUACAUUGUAUUCUUAUUGUAUUUAUUGUGAAAUGAAAGUCAAAUAAAUCCUCUUGGUUUGAA